CGGGUCUGAACCGAUAUAAAAGAAAUUGCGGGUAAUUCUCACCACAAAAACCCUAAUUCACAAAACCCUGAUUUCACUGUACUUCUGCAUCCACUCGAUCACAGAUGAACACUCUCGUAAAAAGCUCGCUCUUUUCGAGGCGAUUCAAGCUCGCUUCACUAACCCAACAAUCGUUUUCGAUUCUUCAAAACACCCAUCACUCAUUUUCUACUGAUCACUUAAUUUCACAACAAGCUCCUCAAUUUUCCACAUUUUCUGGCAAUAUACACAGGGAUACUUACGUAUUUGGGAAUAAAAGUGUUCCGGGUGUUAAGAGGGAUUUUCACGGUGGUGGGCUGUUGAAUUUCAGGGGCUCUUUUGGGUUAUCGAAUGCGGUUAGGAGUGUAGUGGAGGAGGUAAAUGAUGAGGAAGUGAAGAAAGGGGGGAGUGGAAAUGAUGAGGGUCUUGAAAUAUCGAAACUCGGGAUUUCUAGUGAGAUUGUUUAUGCUUUGGCUAAGAAGGGUAUCACUAAGCUUUUUCCAAUUCAGAAAGCUGUGUUGGAACCUGCAAUGCAAGGGCGUGACAUGAUAGGUCGAGCUAGAACCGGAACAGGGAAGACUCUGGCCUUUGGCAUUCCAAUCCUGGAUAAGAUCAUUCGUUUUAAUGCCAAGCAUGGGGCGGGAAAGAAUCCCCUGGCAAUAUGUUUGGCUCCAACAAGAGAGCUUGCUCGUCAAGUCAACAAAGAAUUUUGUGAAUCUGCACCAAACUUAGAAACAUUGUGUUGCUAUGGUGGUGUUCCUAUUUCUGCUCAAAUGCGUCAGCUUUAUGCUGGCAUUGAUAUUGUUGUUGGGACUCCAGGGCGAAUUAUUGAUCUGAUUAAAAGAAGAGCCUUGGACUUGUCAGAAGUUCAGUUUGUUGUUCUAGAUGAGGCUGAUCAAAUGCUUGAUGUGGGCUUUGCUGAUGAUGUUGAGACAAUCUUGGAGAAUUUGCCCCAGAAGCAUCAGACAAUGAUGUUCUCAGCAACCAUGCCAAGUUGGAUCGCAAAACUUUCUCAGAAGUUCUUAAAUAAUCCAUUGACUAUUGAUCUUGUAGGAGAUUCUAGCCAGAAGUUGGCAGAAGGAAUUACACUCUACUCAAUCAUGUCUGACAUGCAUGAGAGACCAGCAAUUAUUGGACCACUAGUCACUGAACAUGCAAAAGGAGGUAAAUGCAUAGUUUUCACUCAAACAAAACGUGAUGCUGAUAGAUUGACAUAUUCUAUGCAAAGGAGCUUCUCCUGUGAAUCUUUGCACGGGGAUCACUCUCAAAAUCAGAGGGAACGAACACUUUCAGGUUUCCGUAAUGGUGAAUUUAAUAUUUUGGUUGCCACCGAUGUUGCUGCUCGCGGUCUCGAUGUACCUAAUGUUGAUCUGGUGAUACAUUUUGAACUUCCAAACACUUCGGAGAUGUUUGUUCAUCGAUCUGGCCGAACAGGUCGUGCUGGGAAGAAAGGAAGUGCGAUUCUCAUUUAUUCAUCUGAGCAAUCAAGGGAUGUUAAAGGCAUUGAACGACAAGUAGGUUGCAGAUUCGCAGAGCUUCCUAAAAUUGUGGUUGAGAGUGGAUCUGGAGACAUGUUCCGAGAGACCGGAAAUUUCGGGGGACGAUUUGGAUCUCCUGGAAGUUAUGGAAGUGGUCGAUUUGGUAAUUCAGGUCGCUUUAAUAGUUAUGGUGGUUCUGAAGGCGGAUCUUAUGGUGGUCGAUAUGGUGGGGAUUAUGGGCGCACUGGUGGUUUUGGCGGGUCAUCAGGCCGUUCAGGUGGUGGUUUUGGUGGGUCUUCAGGCCGUUCGGGGGGUGGUUUUGGCGGGUCUUCAGGCCGUUCGGGUGGUGGUUUUGGCGGGUCUUCAGGUGGUGGUUUUGGCGGGUCUUCAGGGCGUUCAGGUGGAGGUUUUGGCGGGUCUUUCGGUCCUUCGGGUGGUGGUUUUGGCGAGUCUUCAGGCCGUUCAGGUGGAGGUUUUGGCGGGUCUUUCGGUUCUUCGGGUGGUGGUUUUGGUGGGUCUUUCGGUCCUUCGGGUGGUGGUUUUAGCGAGUCUUCAGGCCGUUCAAGUGGUGGGUUUGGGGAGUUUUCUGGUCGUUCUGGUGAUGGGUUUGGUGGAUCUUCAGAUUACUCAAGGGGUUCAGGUCGUGUAAGUAGUUUUGAUGGAUCUGGGCGUGGAGGCUCAGGUGGCUUUGGGAACAGGGGCAGUGCAGAUCGUUCAAAUGGUUUCGGAGAAUCUGCUUCAGGUCGUUCAAGUGGGUUUGGUGAUUCACACUCUAGUAAAGACACUCGUUCCAGUUGGUUUAAUGACUCUGUGGAUGACUAAGUUGGCAGUCAUCAUGAUUCUGGGAGGAAGUUUUUUUAUUCCUAUAAGAGGUAUAAAGACCGGAAGAGGAUUGCUUUCACGAAGUGCUACUUAAAUAUUAUUAGCAAUGUUAUAGAAAGUAGUUUUGAAGAGUCACCAGCAGGGUAGUUGUCAAAGAGCUUGCUACUGCAUUUGGAUUUUGAAAUCGAAACACUAUGUAAACGUAGAUAGUUAGCAUGAUGUGACACGGAUCAUUAAUGAUUUAUGUUUCCUCAUCCUCAAUAUUCUCAAUGUUUCAUUCACAAGUUCGGAGCUUGUAUUUGUUACCAGAACAAUGUAAUAUUGCCAGAAAGGGUAACGUCGUAGAAAACUAGAAACAUUGCAAAAAGUGUAAUAAAUAAACAAAUUAUGACA
Daucus carota subsp. sativus is the source of this 2711-nucleotide messenger RNA. Its product is annotated as DEAD-box ATP-dependent RNA helicase 53, mitochondrial. NCBI's taxonomy places the organism in Eukaryota, Viridiplantae, Streptophyta, Magnoliopsida, Apiales, Apiaceae. Gene Ontology annotation, molecular function: nucleic acid binding; ATP binding; RNA helicase activity. Bases 105 to 2318 code for a protein of 737 amino acids. The transcript is spliced from 8 exons. The record is from RefSeq and is a predicted model, not a curated record.